Molecule: messenger RNA, 1079 nt
Organism: Galendromus occidentalis (western predatory mite)
Lineage: Eukaryota; Metazoa; Arthropoda; Arachnida; Mesostigmata; Phytoseiidae
Exons: 3
Coding region: 205-627 (140 amino acids)
Source: RefSeq, a predicted model, not a curated record
CAACCCAUGAGAGCACCAAUGGCAGAGUGAAGUUGAGUGAAGGCGAUAUACGAAGCAGUUCGGAACCGUAGACAGACGCACGUUCGUAGCAAGCUUGUGCCUUCGCCUUGUGCAAUUUGCUUACGGUGAGGGACUCGAUCGUUAUCGUUCCCUCGUUCUUCAGCAUCAAGGGGAACGACUCCCCGGACGAAGUGAAGCAUCGAGAUGGAAGGAGAUUCCGGCUAUACCGCCCAAGCUCCCGCAACCCCGCAGCCUGGAGCCGCAGUGGCCGAUGGCGAUAUCCAACUCACGAUGUUCGACAAGAUGCGGAGGAUGGUGUCCACCGACGAAGAGUGGGACGCAAUCCUCCUGCAGAAAAUGGAACUCAAACGUAACCGAGAACAAGGCCUUCCUGAUCCUCCGCAGCAACCUUUCUCGAUCGGGAGCGCCGUCGGAAACGUCGGCGCCGCCAUCGGCAAUAAGGUAGGAGGUGUGCUGACCAAAGCGAAGGGGGCUAUUCCGGUGCAAUUGCCCAAUAUGCCCAACAUCCCGAUUCCCGGACUCAACAAGGGAGCGGCAGCUCCUGAAGGAACGGAGGCUAGUCAAGAGUACGCCCAGCUCGAUUCCACUGUUGCUUCUCAGCAGUAAACCCAUACGGUGAUCACGCAACAUUACCAGCCACGCAGCACAUCCCGAGCCCCGUGCGCAGUGCACCGCUAAAAGCAUAGAGAGAGGAUAGCGAGAUACAAACGAAGAUCAACACGCCAAAUUCCUGCACGUAAAUUCCGAUGGAUUGGUGGUAAUGGUCAUCAUUCGGAGCCAGCAUCGACUAAGGAUUUAAGAAAGGAGAAGAGGAAGCAAGAAGUGCAAUUAGAUCUACUCAAAGAACGAAUGUUGGACAGCAGCCGACCGAGAGAGUAUUCCUCAGAUGGCUCGAUCAGCCGCUGUGUAUCGGGAACGAAGAGAAACAAUUCAGAGAAGAUCUGAUAUCCUCAAGCGAGCGAGGACCGGCGAAAGGAGCGUUGAUGAUAUCGAAGUGGACGCAUCGUCGUCUAUCGCGAUGGGGAGAACGGGAAUAUUGGAGGGACUCUCGGAGGUCG